Nematostella vectensis (starlet sea anemone) is the source of this 1440-nucleotide messenger RNA. Its product is annotated as uromodulin. The record is from RefSeq and is a predicted model, not a curated record. NCBI's taxonomy places the organism in Eukaryota, Metazoa, Cnidaria, Anthozoa, Actiniaria, Edwardsiidae. The coding region runs from base 1 to 687 and encodes 228 amino acids. The transcript has 3 exons.
AUGACAGAACAUCGACGUAAAUGUUCUGUAAGCGAUGGAGUCGUCACAAGGACCGUGUGCUUUAGGUAUUCUUCCUGCUGCGACUACAGUCAAAAUGUCAAUGUGAGGAAUUGCGGUGGAUUCUAUAUCUACGAGAUUUAUGGAACACCAACAUGCUAUUUGCGCUAUUGUGGGAACGGAGGAGAGUGCAAUGCGUACACGCCACUCCGCAAUCUCGACCGCUCAGUGAAUAGUCACUACAACAGUAACCCUAAUGGCGAUAGUUAUUACUGUGACAAUGGUCUCAGCAGGCAAUGGUACCGUAUAACCGGGGAGGCCGGGUACGCUAUCCCUACGUCUUGCCCACGAGUGGAUUAUUGCGGUACGAAUUACCCCGGCUGGCUACAGGGAUCGCAUCCCUCUGUUAGUGACGGCAUUGUUUCCAGGACCGUGUGCUUCACAGCAGGACCUAGUAGCUGCUGUAAUUGGAACGAAAACAUUCGCAUUUUAAACUGUGGAGAUUUUUAUGUGUAUGAGUUGAAUUACCCGGCCGGCAGCAGUUGUAAUCUACGCUUUUGUGGAAAUGGAGCAGCAAGCAACUGCCCUUGUAGAAAUAAUGGGACUUGUCUGAUUGACGAGUCGGGCGGCCACUGCACGUGUCCUGUGGGUUACACAGGAGCGAGGUGUGAGACAGGUGGGUUAUACUAGCGGCGGAAUGCGUUAAACUGUUACGAAGAUAGUUCUAGUUAUUUGUAGUCCCUAGCGGAAAUAUAGAGUUAGAAUUGUAGUCACAUCUUCAAAGAUGUUUUUGUUAGGAAACUCCCCUACGUCAGCUCAUCAUAUUAAUCAAUAUUUGGCAAUAUAAGGCUCAGCUCAGAGGAAUUCCCGCGGUACUCCAAAACGUUUCUUCCCGGCUGUUCAAAGAUUCCAAUAUAAACACAUCCUUAGUAAACAGGACAUAAUUCCGUGUAAAACGUGAGAACCACCCCGAGCCGAGCCUUGCUCACUCAUCGCUUCACUCUGUUCACACUUGACUUCACUUCAUCACUUCAAUCAAUACCCUUCUUCUCAAGUAAAGCAGUGCCAUCAAAGAUCCUAGUACUUGGUACCUCUCGUAACAAAACUAUGCCAUGAGCGAACCCAUCAAGAUUUGAUACGUUCGUUAAGAAUCUAGGGGCGAAAAAUAGAGUUAUUAGAAGCUCUCGGCCUGGAGUGGAAUAAAUACAGAAUGUUAAUGAAAAAUUUUCACAAAGACACCGAAAAUAAGCUGACAUAAGAAGAAUACAGUAAACACCCGUGUAUAAGAACCUGGAAUUUUCAAGAUCAAGCGGAAGAGGUUCCUUUUGAAAAAAAACAAAAACAAAGCUGAUUAGGUUCUGCGUAAAUGUGCCAAAUUGUCUGUAUAAGUUCUUAUCUCUAGGUUCGUAUACGCCGGUGUUUAUUUUAAACGGAAAAUAUAAA